Aureobasidium pullulans EXF-150 is the source of this 785-nucleotide messenger RNA. RefSeq lists its product as uncharacterized. The record is from RefSeq and is a predicted model, not a curated record. Lineage: Eukaryota; Fungi; Ascomycota; Dothideomycetes; Dothideales; Saccotheciaceae. The coding region runs from base 133 to 561 and encodes 142 amino acids. The transcript has a single exon.
UUGUUGGCCGAGAUGAUUAAAUGUUUUGAUGUGCAAGCUAGGAAUGCUGCAACGGUGCGCGACGUUGGACCUCCUGCUCGCUGCAAUUCGACUCACAUUCUGACUUACGCUGUGCGACGCUUUCACUAGAACAUGAACCUCUUUCUACGAGACACCGCCAUCAUUGUCUAUCUUUGUGUGCUUCUACCAUUCGCGUUGCAUGCAAAUCAACACAGCCAGCGACACAUUCAAGGCAUUCAAGGCGUACCAUCGUCAUCUGGCGUUCGGAGCUUCAUGUCAAGUUUCAACCGUCUCCCCCUGACAUGCAAAAACGUUGCACGUACCCCUGAUGUCGCUAUUGAAAGCAUCGAGAUGAUGAGCAAAAAGGGAGAAUUACCAUCGCAGGGGAUGACCUCCUGCUCUAGCAGAUAUGAGUCUGCCUUUGAGAGAAAUCUCCUGUCCGCGAUGCUUAGAAGAGAAAGACGAGGUCUGGGGAAAGAGAAGAAGAGCUGGUGGGGGAAUGCCAAGUUUGGAGACAGCCGAACUGCAGGCACGUGGAAACAAUGUCGUCAGAUCCGAUAGACACGGUCGAAUACCACCAAUACAUUCAUAACUGAGCAGAGGGGAGGAUGGAAGAGCAGAAAAGUAUAGCUUUAUUGUAAGAAAAAGAUAAAGGACUUUCACAUCGUCCAAUCGUAACAAAUCCAUCGCCAUUCAGAAUCGAACGUAAAGAGGUAUCCAAAACAAGCAAGAAGCAAUGGACAGAAGUCCGUAAAGUCGCAGUCCCCCGGCCAGAUGCCAGCUCA